AUGAGGAGUAAAGCUAUAGCCAUAGAAGACAAAACAAGUUAUGAUGAUUUUGUUCAUAUGGUGAUCAAAGAGUAUAAGGUUAAUGAGCAGAUUUACGAGGUGGAGUUGAGCUACAUGUUUCCGAAGAAGGUUUUGUUGACGUUACCCCAAAACACACCACCUAUAGAUAUUAAAAAUCAGAGGCAAUUCACUGGAUUUUUGGAACAGCUGAAAAUGGAGGCAAUGCAAGUAUGUCUCGAACUUAAGGAACGAGUUUUGGAAAAAGACGAGGACAAAAGUGAUGAUGAAGAUGAAGGCUCCAUAUUUGAUUAUUGUGAUGAUUUAGAUGGCGCAUCUUCAGCUGUUGGACAACGAUAUGACACGAAAGAUGCAUUGGAGACUAGGCUGAAGAUCUUGUCAGUCCUUCGUCAAUUUGAUUUCAGAGUAGACAGAUCAGCGACAGAUAUAUUAACUAUUAAGUGCUGGAUAGAAGGAUGUACAUGGAGAGUAAGAGCUACCCCAGUUGAACGUUCUGCCAGUGCCCGACAAGCGACUCCAGAAAUUCUUGCAAGACUAUAUGUGGACUAUGUUGGAGGUGUUGAUUCAAAAGUUCUCCCGAAACAUGUUGGAGAAGCCUUAAACAUGAGAUUUGGUGUCAAGAUGGAUUAUUGGAAGUCUCAUCGGACACUGUUACGCGCAAGAAAUAUUGUUAGAGGUUCUGCGGAGAGUGGCUACUCAGAGUUGCCUGUGUAUCUAUAUCAUAUAAGAAAAGCAAAUCCUGGAACUUUCGCACAUUUGGAAGUUGAUGAGGUUAACAGAUUCAAGUAUUUGUUUCUUGCAUUUGGUGCAAGUAUAACUGGAUUUCCCUACAUGAGAAAAGUAAUAGUCGUGGAUGGUACAUACCUUCAGGGAAAAUAUAAAGGAACACUACUAACUGCAACAGCUCAAGAUGGGAAUUUCCAGAUAUUUCCUAUUGCUUUUGCAGUUGUUGAUACCGAAAAUGAUGAUUCUUGGGAAUGGUUCUUUCAACAACUAAGCAAGGUAAUUCCCGAUGACGAAGAACUUGCACUUAUUUCUGAUAGGCAUAAAGCUAUAAGUAAUGCUAUUGGAAAAGUGUAUCCUAAGUCUAGUCGUGGAAUUUGCACGUACCAUCUUUACAAAAAUAUAUUGCUACGGUUCAGAGGUGGUGAUGCAUUUAGAUUGGUUAAAAAAGCUGCAAGUGCUUUUACAUUGGCUGAUUUUAAUACAACAUUUGAAGAGAUCCAAGCGAUGAAUCCAGGAUUACAUAAAUAUUUGGAAACUGCUGAUAUACAAAAGUGGGCUCGUGUGCAUUUCCCUGGGGAUAGAUACAACUUAAUGACGACAAACAUUGCUGAGUCCAUCAACAAAGUCAUCUCAAGCUCGAGAACUCUGCCCAUUGUAAAACUCUUGGAUGGAUUACGGUUAAUGAUGACAAGAUGGUUUACAAGUAGGAGGAUAGCUGCAGGAACAACGAAGACAACCUUGACUCGUGGAGUGGAGAUACUUUUGGAGAAACGUGUAUCAAAUGCAAAGGUGCUUACAGUUCAAUCAAUUGAUUUGCAUCAUUCACAAGUUACAACUGGUUCGUCUCUUCAUAUCGUUAAUUUAGGAGGAAGACAAUGUACUUGUCGUCGGUUUGAUAAGGAGAAGUUACCAUGUGUUCAUGCAAUCGCGGCGGUAGAAGCACGUGAUGUGUUGUUCUUACCGUUCUUCCUUAGUAGGCAAGAGAACAACAACAAUUGA
Molecule: messenger RNA, 1743 nt
Organism: Brassica napus (rape)
Lineage: Eukaryota; Viridiplantae; Streptophyta; Magnoliopsida; Brassicales; Brassicaceae
Exons: 6
Coding region: 1-1743 (580 amino acids)
Molecular function (GO): zinc ion binding
Source: RefSeq, a predicted model, not a curated record